AUGUUCACCAAACUAUCUACCCUCACCGCUCUUUUUGCAGCUGCGCCGGCUGCCCUGGCUCAAACGUACACCGUCACGAAUAAUUGCCCUGGACCGAUUGAACUCAUGCUUCGAAACAACUCGGAGGGCAUCCUGCAACAUGGCGACAGCGUUGUGAAGGAUGGCCUUGGGACCUCGGCUGGGUUCUUCUACACCAGUACCAAUGGGGCGUACAACGAUCAAGGCCACCUGGUUGCUUCACGCGCAGGGUUUUACUUUGAGCCCAACUACUGGUAUUACUAUCUCGUCCGGAGCGAAGGACACUUGAAUACUGGUAUCAGUAUCACACCUGACCAGCCAGAGCACGACGGGUUCUGUGCCGUUGCAAGAUGCGACGACAUUGACUGUCCCACUGCUUUUCCAACCCCUCCUACGUUCGGCAGCCCCGUUCCACCUCCAGCCACGAACCCAGCGCCCAAGCCACCCCUUUACCAAUGCAAAGUUCCCGGCGCUAAUUUCCUUAUCACGUUCUGCCCGUCUGGAGAAUGGCCUGCUUCUUCUUGAUCACGUCUGAAAGUGUCGAACUCCGUGUAAUAUUUACUUAGAACCGACAUGAUACAUGAACACUC
Molecule: messenger RNA, 608 nt
Organism: Coprinopsis cinerea okayama7#130
Lineage: Eukaryota; Fungi; Basidiomycota; Agaricomycetes; Agaricales; Psathyrellaceae
Exons: 4
Coding region: 1-543 (180 amino acids)
Source: RefSeq, a predicted model, not a curated record